AUGGCCGAUAUCAAUUUCCCAAUGGCAGAUGUUGCAACAGACAUGGAAGUGGUGCAAGAAGAGGACACCGCGUUGAUGCCAGAUGUUUUAGGCAGCCCCAAGUCAACUAGAGAAUAUGUACUGAGACCAAAUGCGGAUGAUGCUAAGGCGAAUGAACUCGAGAGCCAGUCCAAGAACAUUCUCAACCCCUUCUCUGAUAUCCUAAAGGACUACGCAGAGGGUAGGCUUGACUACCACUUUUCAUCAACACACAAAGGAAAAGGACCUCAUGGCGAUGUUCACAAUCCGGAUGCAGACCAGGUUCAUCUCCUCCUUGCUGGCCUUGGUGACCAAACUCAGACCUUGACAGGUUGGAAGACAGUCUUCCGUAGUGAUGAAGAGGACACAUACAAACCGUUUUCAGUGUCCAUUAUUGAUUUGCCUGGAUACGGAAAGACCAGACUGCUAUUUGAAGCAGUCGUGAAAUACUUUUUUAUAUAUUUCAUUUGCUCUAGAGGGAAAUCAACUUGGGCAACGGGAUCAAGUGAUUUAGAAUGGAUAAUACGUAUGAUCAACGAGAGCAACAUAGUUGGGGUGAACGAGGAGAAAAUGGUGCAAAGAGCAUUUUACAUGCUUCUCUAUUCAAGGAUUUACAUUCUACACCAUUUCCUGGAUCUCAUCUUGUGGGAUCCCACAGUUACAACUCUAGAUGUUCGUCGCCGCCUAUUGCUUCUACAAGCAUGUCCCCCAUGUCGUCCCUUUGAUGAUGACACCAUAUCAGAUCUCUUCAUCCACUUGGUGACUGCGGCAAGCUCAUUUGGGAUGGAAACACUGCGACAGGGCUGCAGGAACUCGCUGUAUAACUUUCACCGAUCCAUCAAGAUGCUUCUGCGUAACAAUGACUCUUCUGAUUCACAACAAAUGCACCUCAUCUUCGAUGACAUAGAGGCUGCUACCAGUGAUCACUGGCUUUAUACAACCUCAGAUGGAUCUGCCAAGCAAUCCAUACUCGGAUGCUUUGUCGAAUCGUUGGAUAUCCUUUUAGAGCCCCGAGCAAUAGUAUCCACAGCCUCUAGGCUCUCCAUGGAUGUAUUUGAAAUAAUGGACAGCAUGGAGUUUGUUCAAGGCCCCCCUACCAGGUUGAUUUACACCUCAAAAGUCUCGAAACCAGACCAUACUUUGGAGGGUUGCUCUAGUUAUAUCCUCUGCCAUUUGCCAGAGCUGAAAAGGGUCCCUGUUCUUCUUCAGAGGUUUACAAUGUGGCUAUCGCCUCAACCACGACUUGUUGCUAGGCUGCUCGAGAUGUAUAUGGCAGUGAAACACAUUGAGGAAAUCCAAAAAAUUCCAUACCACAAGAUUUUGUCCAGCACAAUUGAGGCAUUGACUGGAUACCGGCCCAUGGAUGCUGCAUUCUUGGAAACACAAGAGGAGGAAAUACCGAAGCUCAUUCUCAGUGAAUACUUUCUUCCUGGUGCCAUGGGAGUGAAGAAGCAGGUUGAACAUGAAAGCGUCUCACGACUUCUAUAUCGCUGGAUUCUUAGCAACCCUUCAGGUCGAGAGCUUUCUCACAAUCAUGCUUCCAGACUCGUUGACUUCGGGGUCACCUCUCUUCCCCCUAUUGUGGCUCGAACUCCAUAUCAAUUUAUGAGAGACGUAGCAGAAAGUGUCGCUUUGACAGAGCCUUGCGGUGCACUGUCAUUAAUGGUGCUUCUUGGCUCUGCUGGAGCAGACACUCUCAAAGCUUCCAUGAGGAAGGCGGUAUUUGAUGUGGAAGAAAUCGCAGAUGAGGAGGAUAUCUUCAAGAGAGGCACAAUAUUGGUGUUGAUGAAAAAGCUGGGAAAGGAAGCUGGUUGCACCUUGGAUGACAUCCUUCAGUUUCACAAUGGUGCUCCUCCCUGGACGAAGGAGUGUUAUCGUCUGAUCUCCUUUGUGAGGAACAGCGACAGCGGUGUGCAAAUCCCUGUGCGCGUUACAUGGAAGUUGGGUGCAUCUCCUCACCUGGGGUUCAAAGCCCGAGAACCUGAUGAUGUUAUGCGUUGGAUAAAGGAUCCGAGUGGUGUUCCUUUCUUUUUUCCAGAUGCAUAUCAUUGGUCAGAUGCUCUUGCUAUUGUUGAGAAUCGGACGACAUUGGAGAGGUCGGUGCUGGUUAUUCAGGACAGGAUUGGAGCAACUGAUGUCAAGGAACCGCUCUCAACCUCCUGUUAUAUGGAGGAUAAUGUAUGUGCAUCGGUUGUUCUCAUAAACAUAUUUCAAGACUGGACUUACAAAUUUUCAUCGCAGUGGUUAUCCCCCCUGUUGGAUGCUGAGAAACCAAUGCUAGGGGAAGUGCAACCCAGAAAACGGGUGAAGUGCCAAAACGUUGCCAUCCACUGCCCUAAACGAGACAUGACGUGGGCCCCCUUGGUUAUUAGCGUUGUCGCGACCACCUGUGAUAUCUCAAGAGUAGAGCACAAGUCAGAUGCCAAGCUGGAGCCGAUUGGAAUACUUCGUCUUGACGAAAUCUGA
Messenger RNA from Desarmillaria tabescens, 2484 nucleotides. RefSeq lists its product as uncharacterized. NCBI's taxonomy places the organism in Eukaryota, Fungi, Basidiomycota, Agaricomycetes, Agaricales, Physalacriaceae. The transcript has 7 exons. The record is from RefSeq and is a predicted model, not a curated record. The coding region runs from base 1 to 2484 and encodes 827 amino acids.